GACGAAUUACUGGCGUGAGAAGAGAGGAGAGAAGAGACUGCGGCUAGACGUGUCGUAGCAGGCCCGAUGCAUCCUCUUUUCACAAGACCCGUACCCAGGGCCAUUAUUCACUUAUAGAGUUCUAGCUUUCAAGGUAUAUAUUUCCCACCUCUUCCGACCUUUCCACCUUCCACCUUCCAAACUCACACUCAGUCCAACAACUAUUGCUGGCAACCAUGUUUGAGAACUUCCGGAUAUCCUCGCCUGAAUCCACUGCGGAAGACCCCCGGGCCCCCACGCUCCGACCAAUGUCGGAUUUCAUCGCCAACUCUCUGCGAGCCGUAAUUACACCUGACCCAGACGGCAUGUGCGCAGUGUGCCAAGAGCGGUUUGGGGAUAACCCGAUCAACCUCGUUCGGACGCCAUGUUCGCAUGACUUUCAUGGACGAUGUCUUCUCGGAUGGUUUGGCAGCAUAGCCGCAGCUCGUAAUCGGUGUCCAUCUUGUCGGAUGACUCUGUGCCUACACAAUGUCUUGACAGCAGAACAAGAGGCGCAGCGUCGAGCUGAUGACGAAUCCGCGGAUGCCCGGAUGGCUGCUGGUUUCCAAAGCGUCGAACGCUCUAUUGCUGCAAGCAAUAUGACAACCAGCGACUUCUCUGACGUGGCACACGAGGAUGGAGCUCCGAUCCAACUCGAUUUAUGGCUCUGGGACAUUAUUGACGAGCUUUUCGAACGGGAGAAUGCUCGUGCGGAUAGCCCAAACUACGUCGGAAUCGUGGGCGAAGUUGAAGAGGUGUACCGCUCUCGGCAUGGAGAUGAGGCAUAUGCUACGCUUGAGCGUGAACAAAGGGGUCCUCGACACCUAAAGCGAACAAUUGCAAACCGCAUCCGGAGGAAUCUUCUCUGCAAUCACGAGAACCUAACUUUCGAGAUCGAGGCGCUGCUGUACUAUUACCACGCCCUGUGCACGUCGCUGGAGGGGCGGAAUUUCGACCGAGAGGAGUGGGAAGAGGACGGUCUGCUGAGCCCAGAGCCCCUGGAAACCCCAAUCGUACAUGUACGAUCACAAUCACCACCAUCCAAUCUUGGCGUCAGGGCCCCAACGCCCUCCCCUCGUCGGGUAGAUUCACCGCCUCAUCUCUCUCGUUCACCUCCUAUGACGAUUCCGAACAUCCCAGAUGCCGGGCGGGAGGAUAGCACAGAGCGAGAGCCAUUACAGGCCGCUGAACCCCAUAUACCGUAUUCAGACGGUGCAUCCGCUCCUCAAUAUCGAGGGGGAGGUUAUUACAGCGACAACGAACUGUAUCCUUAUCUGGGGUAUACGUCUGGUGGUGAUUUUCAUGCCAGCUCGCCUCCUUACCACCCCGAAACUCCUGCUACCCCACAGGAGUCGCAAAUGGACUACGAACGGCAGGAUAGUUCGCAAGCGCCAAUCCCCACGUCCGAGCCCUCAUCCCCGGCCCGUCGUAGUCCUACCCCCCAGGAGUCGCAAAUUGACCACGAACCGACCCCGCAAGCGCCAAUCCUCACACCCGAGGCCUCCUCCGCUCAUCGUCCGACAGAAAGGCGCCGUGAAACUCAUCAAUGCCGAUUCCAAGAAAUGCGCAACUUCAUACGGCGGCGCUCUCAUAGCGUCGUCGCUGAGAUUCGAAAUGCCGGAUCUGCAAAGCGUAGAGGCCGUGACUUCAGCGUCAAGGAUCGAAAUGGGCGGGUUGUAAGCACAGUGCGGGGUGCAGACGCAUUCGUGACAAUUGGAGAUUAUAUGAUCUUCUAUCGGAAUGCGUAGGGGCUGUAGUUGGGUAGGAGUUCGGAGACUGUUUGGGAAUCGAGGAGGACGAAUAUUGGACGUUCUGCUUUGCGGGUAUGGGAAGUCGCAAUCCACGGAACGAUCGCGUAGAGGAUGACCGAAUAUGACAAUACGAAUGUAAUCGAUACUUUUAUGCUUCUGAUGGAAAAGAAUGACUUG
Molecule: messenger RNA, 1946 nt
Organism: Trematosphaeria pertusa
Lineage: Eukaryota; Fungi; Ascomycota; Dothideomycetes; Pleosporales; Trematosphaeriaceae
Exons: 1
Coding region: 216-1766 (516 amino acids)
Biological process (GO): protein ubiquitination
Molecular function (GO): ubiquitin protein ligase activity
Source: RefSeq, a predicted model, not a curated record